AUGUCCAGGCCCCGACCCGGCACUGGAGUCCCCCCCCGCACCCCCACCCCCACCCUGGGAGCAGAUCCACCCCGGCUGGAGUCUGAGCUGAGCGCCGGCGGUGGACCAGCAGCAGCCUCCUUCCCUGUGAGAGAGAGAACCAACCAUUCAACAACGUCGAAAGUUGCCUACUUCAAGAGGAAAUAUGCGGAGGAGGAGGAUUUACACGGAGGCCUACAUGGAUAUUUUCAAAAACACCUGAUCCUGCAGGAGGACCGCAGCUGCAUCCUGAAGCUGUCCCUGGAGAAGCUGAGGUUCCUGGAGGACCCCGAGGCCUACCUGCGGCGCUCCGUCCUCAUCAACAACCUGCUGAGGAAGAUCCACCAUGAGGAGGAGGAGCUGGAGGCUGAGGAGGAGGAGGAGGAGGAGGAGGAGGAAGAAGACGAUGUAGAGGAGGAAGAGGAGGAAGAGGAGGUCAUUGGGGCGAGUGGGCAGCGGAGGCUGAUGUACCCGGACAGGAAGAGGGUGAAGGUGCUGGUGACAGACUGCUGCUCUCCACCGUUCGGCCUGGAGGACCUGCAGCACUACCGGCUGCUGCCCUGUUACCCUGCAGCCGGGUGCCUGUACGGCCUGGGCUCGUGUCCCGGCCUCGCCCCGAGCCACCAGGUGCUGCUCUACAACCUGGACGACCACGGCUGAGUCCACAGAGCUCCGUCUCCACCAGGCCUUCACCAGGUCAGGAGAAGCUGCUGACCUUUCCCCUGUGGGGUCGCUGCCUCCUCUCGUCUCCUCCACCAGGGGGCAGCAGCAGAUGAAUCGUCUCCUGCCUCGGAUCAACAGGGUUCCUCAAGUUGAUGUCAGUGGUUUAGUAUCCGUGCAGAUGUGAAGGACUCUGAGCUCUGAUGAAGGACUUCUAUCUGAUUUCCAUUUGAUUGUCUGUUGCUUUUCGUUGUGACUGUUGCUCAUGUGGACAUUGAGCAUAUUCAGGGAUUUACAGGCUCUUCUGAUGCACCUCAGCUUGUCCAUGGACGAUAUGCACUCGUAGGCUUCUGUUACCUUUUGAUGCUACUGUGUGAUUUAUGAAAUAUUCUCUGGAUCCUCAUCCUCUGAGGUGCGUUCACUGCCGGCGGGAGAAACGACAGUUUCCGGUCCUGUUCGAUGUCCUGUGUUCUUUCUAUUGGCUCUCGGUUGUUUUCUUUCAUUUGAUCCCGUUGCUGCCCUCUGCUGGUCAAAGAAUCACAUGGCAGCUCUUCUUCAUGUCUGAUGUGUUGAUAUGAUAAUGAUGAAAAGAAAUAUGCAGUUAUAAGCAGAUUCAGUUUUAUAAAUGUAUUUAAAACACAUUUAUGGUGUAAGGAUAUGACUUAUAUCUUUAUAGACAAAGUUAAAUUAAUGAUAACGUCUUUUAAAAUGUCAUUAUUAUUAUUAUUAUUAUGAAUGUGUUCUGAAGGAAUACACUCAUAAAUGCUUAUUAUAAAGAAGGUGAAAGUAAAGUUGUUGAAAAGGAUAAAACGUCAAAAUGACAUCUCGUGAAUAAGUUUCAGCUUUUUCUGUUUGUUCUAAAGCUGAAUAUCAAAGAGCAGAAUGUCUUUAAAUUGAAUCUUAUAUUUCAUAUUUUCUACUUUGAGUCCCGAUUAAAAACAGCGCAGGUGACUGAGUUCUCUCUAGAACUGUCACAAGAUGUUUUAUUAUUCAAUGCGGCAAAAUGGUUGUUUCAUAAAAGUGAGUAAUGUGCAGCGCGGUGAUGACUCAUCCUCUGUUUCUCUUUGUGGUUCGUCUGUUCUGUGCGUCUGUGAGUUUCACUGCAUCUGAACAUGUGCAUCUUAAAAACACUGAGAAAGCGACACAGUGACAAAGUGACUAUUAGAAAAACUUGAAAUUUUAAGACCAGAAUUUAUAUUUUGAUGAAAUACACAUUUAAGAUAAACUAUUUUGAAAAAAUGGGCCAUUGAACUUGAUUUCAGGUGAUUGAUUAACUAAUAAAGUUUGA
Molecule: messenger RNA, 1966 nt
Organism: Platichthys flesus (European flounder)
Lineage: Eukaryota; Metazoa; Chordata; Actinopteri; Pleuronectiformes; Pleuronectidae
Product: podocalyxin-like protein 2
Exons: 4
Coding region: 1-678 (225 amino acids)
Source: RefSeq, a predicted model, not a curated record